Molecule: messenger RNA, 729 nt
Organism: Pyricularia pennisetigena
Lineage: Eukaryota; Fungi; Ascomycota; Sordariomycetes; Magnaporthales; Pyriculariaceae
Exons: 3
Coding region: 1-729 (242 amino acids)
Source: RefSeq, a predicted model, not a curated record
AUGACCAAAAAGUGGGCAAAACACCGGCAGCGCAUCAUCAGCCUCUACCUGGACGACAACAAACCUCUACACGAGGUCCAGUCCAUCAUGAGAGAGCAGCAGAACUUUACGGCAUCAACAAGAGCAUACCGUCACCGCUUUAUGAAAUGGGGCCUGUCCAAAUACAGCCCGCAGCGGCGGCGAACGUCCAUCAGCUCUACGGGCUCGUCGUACGACGCGCCGGAGCCAACAAAGACGGCUGCUCCGCUCUGGCCCAACGCAUCCUACGCCCAGGCGGAGCCGGCGUCUCCGGUGUUUUCGUCUCCCGAGAUGAAUAGUUAUGCGCAGGUCUACUCGCCCGCAAAUACCGACACCAACCUCGAGAGCACAACCAACCCAUCCUCCCCAGGCCAACUCGGCACGUACGGCGACCACCCGACGCUUGUAGCCAGCUACCCGCCCUCCCCUCCACGGCAGACGUGGGCCCCGUCCCCGGCGCUCACCUGCCAGCAGCAGGGCGUAGACGGCGUCAGCUGCGUCCUGCCUCCCAUCCGAGCCGUGCAGUGGGGUGAGUGCUGCUGCUGCUGCUUCCCUAGCUGCGUGUUGCCGUCAGCGACGGCCGCCGCGCUGCCGGGCUUUUGGGAGGUCGGCGGGUCGUUACUGUGUGGGCUGGAGGAGGAGGAGCAGUAUGUCGAUUUGUGCUAUCCGCGGGUGCAGGAUGGGUUUGUGGCUAGGUUGGCUCAGGAAUGA